Molecule: messenger RNA, 994 nt
Organism: Oxyura jamaicensis (ruddy duck)
Lineage: Eukaryota; Metazoa; Chordata; Aves; Anseriformes; Anatidae
Gene: IBSP
Product: integrin binding sialoprotein
Exons: 7
Coding region: 83-907 (274 amino acids)
Biological process (GO): bone mineralization; extracellular matrix organization; cell adhesion
Cellular component (GO): extracellular region
Source: RefSeq, a predicted model, not a curated record
UGGGAGCCCCGGGUGCUGCAGAGCCUGUGGUGUUCCCCAGGCACAGCACCAGCCUCUGCCUCUUGCCGCUGCUCCCAGCACCAUGAGGACAGCGCUGCUGCUCGCCUGCCUGCUGGCCAUGGCCUCCGCCUUCUCGGUGAAGAGCUGGCUGCGGCGAGUGGGCGCGGACGACUCGGAGGAAAACGCGGUGUUCAAGAACCGGCGCCGGUACUACCUGUACCGCUACGCCUACCUGCCGCAGCAACGCUACCAGGGCAGCGACUCCUCGGAGGAAGAGGGGGACGGCUCGGAGGAAGAGGAGGAGGGGGAAGGUGGGGUACCAUCCCACCCAGGAACCCAGGUGGCAGGCGAGGGGGUGGCCCCUGGGGACGGCGGGCUGGGGGGGGACGCCACACACCCCCAGAAGGGCUGUAAGGGGGCCCCGAAGGGCAAGGGUGGGGAUGAAGACAGCGAUGAGGAGGAAGAGGAGGAGGAGGAGGAGGAAGAGGUAGAGGAGCAGGAGAACAGCGUCAAUGGGACGAGCACCAACACCACAGCAGGGACAGAGGGGCCCCAUGGCAACGGCACAGCAGCAGCCAAGGAGGAGGAAGAGGAGGAAGAGGAGGAGGAGGAAGAGGAAGAGGAAGAGGAGGAACCUGAAGCAACCACUGUUGCUGCCACCACUGUGCUGGACGAGGCGACCACGGCGAGUGACGGGGAGCACACCGAGGCCACCACGGCCGGGGAGCAGUGGGAGUAUGUGGUGACGGCCGGGGGCCGCGGGGACGAAGGCCCCACUGAGGGCAGCUACGGGGACCACGAGGGUUACGCACGUGGGGACAGCUACCGGGCAUACGAGGACGAGUACGGCUACUACAAGGGGCAUGGCUACGACGUCUACGGCCAGGAUUACUACUAUAGCCAGUGAGCGCAGGAGCGCUUGGGAUCGCGCAGCAGCCGCCUCCCAUUUUCUGUGUAUCUCACCAACCCAAAUGCAAUAAAGCAACUGAACGGA